Molecule: messenger RNA, 1254 nt
Organism: Suillus paluster
Lineage: Eukaryota; Fungi; Basidiomycota; Agaricomycetes; Boletales; Suillaceae
Exons: 1
Coding region: 1-1254 (417 amino acids)
Source: RefSeq, a predicted model, not a curated record
AUGCAUCGGAUGCGCAUUGUGGAACCUUCCCAUGUCCAGUGGCUAGUGACAGAAAAUUUGGCGCGGUGGAAUGUAAUUACCAGAACAGUGCCAGGACAGGAAUACCGCUGGGUAGUGAUCAAUAGCGACGAACCCAUGAUAGGUCUGGCACCGCCCCUGGUCUCAAGCGAGAAUUAUUGGUCUACAACAGUUGAUUACUGGUUGAGCGAUCGCCUGUACCGCGCUUAUGUCCCUUCAAACCCUGGCAAUAAUGUCAACUUCCCCGCAGGUCAUUGGGUCUUGGAUUGGGGUGUUAGCAACCACCGUAUGCAUUGGAAAUUAACGUCAGAUAUGUCCAAAACGAUUUUUAGCAUAUGUGAAAAUGCACGAAAAAUAAUUCACGCUCUCAUCUCCACCUACAACCUCAAGUGCACCUUCCCCCCCAUUCUCUCCUUACGCUGGUUAGGGGAUCAAUUCUAUACAGAGGAGGCAUUGGCUGUGAAGGUCGCAGAAGCCCGAUAUCAUAUACUGGAGCAGUACGGGUUCAUAGCAUUUCACAUCAAGAAUCGUCCUGACUGGAUUACACAUCCGAACUUAUCAACCGUCAAGGAUCUAAUAAUCAGCGCUGGUCUCACAGAAUGCACAUAUCGAGGGUGCAUAGUAGAUUUCAAGAAGUUGCAUUUCGAAGAGUUGUGGAUGCCUAUUGAGCAUCAAGUCCCAAUCCACUACCAAUGGUUUCCUACGGACACUGGCCCCUUUGACCUGAAAGCGCUCAAGGCUAGCGACUACGACGAACUUAGAAGACCAAGUCGCAAGUCUCCCCCGCCGGAGGAACAUCAACUAAUUGCCUUGCCGGAUUUGGGAGAGGGUACUUUCUAUCGAGUCAGUAGCAGCAGAGAUAGGACCAUGAUCUCUAGGAGAGAGUUCAAACAUUGGGCACACUGGUGCGAGAUGAAGCGUGAGCAAUUGCCCUCAGGCAAGGUAUGUUUGCUAUUCCAGGACAUAUCGGACAAUCCUGCCAAAGCCCCCAUCACUGAUGUGGAUUUGGCAGCGCAUCAUACUGAGUUCUCCCAAAACGAAGGAGAAUUGUCCCCUGCUCACGCUGUGGAGGAGAUUGUACCAGACCACAGCACACAUGAGACCUUGCCAACCGCCCUCUCCCAGAAGGCAUUAGACCUUGUGAAUAGUUUUCUGUCCUCUAUCGUAGCUGAACCGACAGCACGGACUGCGAGGCACCACAGUCCACAUGCACAUUCCCCGCCUGGUGAUGAAUGA